AUGGCGGACGGAGGCGAGUUGACCGCUGCGGCAGCCACAGGUGAUUUAAAGGUCUGUUUUCUGAAAGCUGCUCUUUUAUUGUACGAAGAUGUGAACUUGAACUAUACAAGUAUUGUGAAAGCUAUACUUAAAAAGCGGCCUGUUUUUUUUUUCAGGCGGUGAAAACCAUUAUAGACCGCGGUGUUGAUGUGAAUUCGUAUUCCCCAGAGGGUUUUAGACCCUUAUGUAUUGCAGCUUUCUGGGCGUACAACAACAUUGUUCAGUUAUUACUUGACCGGGGGUAAGCAUUAUUUUGUAAAGUUAAUGGGCUAGAUUGCAGAAUACCCGGUGGGGGUAAUCACGAGCGCAGAAGGCGCGAGCUGCUAGGGGGCUCCGGGGGCAUGCUCCACCAGAAAAUUUUGAAAUAUAGGGUCUCUGAAAUAGCAUUUUCAGCCUUCCGAGAGCAUUAAUUUCCAGCAAUUUUUAACUGACUAAAAUCAUGGAUCGGAUAUGUCAGUAUUGUAUGAUAAAUAUUUAACCACUUACGUGUCAAAAGUAUUGCCCCCCAGGCCCCUCCCUAUGCUACGGCACUGUUUCUUAAUUAUAAGAUAAGCAUCUACAGUUGAGGUUGAUUCAGGUUUUUUCACUGCAAGCUAAAUAGCCCUGAACACUUCGAGUUUGUUUUUACGGCUUACUGUAAUAAUUAAUAUUGUCUUCUGACCAAUCACAAUAAAGUUCAGAACCUACAAGUAAACUUGAAAACUAGAAGGUUUACUGUUUACCUGACUGGCUUUUCCUUGCAACACAGUAACAUUUCUGAAAUAUUUCUGGUAUUUUCACCCAGUUUUCUGAGUUUUACAGUAAAAGUUUUUUCUUAAUAUUAACAGAGCUGAUGUCAAUGCUUGUAACAGAGGUACAAAUUGGACAGCUCUUCACUGUGCUACAUUCCAAGGACAUGGUAAAGUUGUUAUGGCACUAAUGAAUCACAACCCAGACCUAACAAUUACAGAUAAUCUUGGCAGGUAAAUAAAAUUAUUGUUAAAAGCUGAGUUGGAAGUUUUAGUGAAUAACGUUGAGUAGCCAGAAUUGUGUUGAGCAACUUUAGAUAUUCACCUGCAUUUCUGAUUUUAGGCCAUUUUUAUGUGUCUUAUUAUUCUUAUACCCUAGAAAUGUAUGUCAUUAAAUAACAUUUAAAUCAGGGAAGUUUUAUCGAUAGCAGUUCUAUUCUGACCUAGUGCCAUUAUGCAUCAGUCAAUUCCAAGACUACCGCGGGGCAUUUGCCCACCUUAUCAUUCCUUGGAGUGGGGUCAUUAGCAAAUUUUUGCAUUGUCCGGAGGUCGGCAUUUGCCAACCCCGGGCCACCCUGAAAGUACAGACUACAUUACAUGACUUGGGUAGUUACAGGUGCAUUUAGAAUUUUCAUUCACAGGGAAAUAAAUAAUAGGUAUGUAAUAGUUUUCUUGUAAACAACAACAACAACAGCAAAUGAGUAAUGAGACUGAAAUCAAGUGACUCUGAAGGAAAGUAUUCUUGUUUCUCCCAUAAAUAAUAAUAUAUUACAUGUAGAAAAACCACGAUGCAAAUGUGGCAGUAAAAUUGAAUCAGUAAUAUUUGGCUUUCAGAUCAGCUGUGGAUCUUGCCUCAGCACUUGAUACAAUUUGGCCAUUUUUUGCAGGUUUGUUAUCUGGGUUUAAUUGCGGGCAACAAGAGGAGCCCGCAAUCCUAAUCUCCAGGUUGUUAUUAUGUAUGCGUCGCAUGUAUGUAGCCAGCAUUCAUUUGGACUUCCACUAAGAAUGAAUGGAAUGCAGAGAAUGCGAUUUGAUCACUCGCAUUUGGACUUUCUAUCACUUGUAAUCUGAUCGUGAAACCCAUGUUUUGACCAUCUAUCACAUGAAACUUGCGCAAAGCACAGCAUUGGAGCAAAAACGUUUUGACCUUCGAUUGUUGUCGCCCACACCCCGUAACCUUUGGUUACUACACAGGAAAAAAUAACGGAUUCCCAUUUUUGGAUAUUUUAGGGUAUUUAAAGAAUACCCACAAAAAUCCCAAAUUUGGAAGAGUGAGACAAGUCCCAAUCAGGGAACUUGGUUGGGAAUUCCCUGAUUGGGACUUGUCUCACUUUGCCAAAUUUGGGAUUUUUAUGGGUAUUCUUUAAAAUAAUACCCUAAAAUAUCCAAAAAUGGGAAUCCGUUAUUUUUUCCUGUGCUACUAGUAUUAUUGUUAAUAUUAUCUUCUUUUUAACCUCUUUGGACGCAGACCUGCUCAAUUAGAAUGAGCGGGAAUGUCUAGAAAAGUUUAAGCCAGUAGUAAUGAUCAGCAGUAAGGAUUAUCAUGUCCCUUGUAGUCAUGUGGUUCUUUUACAUUCUUCAGGAGUCAAAUCAGUGAAAUGUUGUGAGAUGAGGCCACAUGAAGACCAGUUUAAUGCCCAACCAUUUACAGAUGUCACAGUAAAGGCAGCUCAUUCCCUUUAGUUAUUUUAAGAUCAUAUUAAAAGGUUGUGGCAAGGAAUCAAACUUGGGCUUAUUGCUCCGAAGUCUGCUCGAUCAAUAGAGCUAAUUAAUUUCCCCAUUUCACUUAAGUGAUCACAAACAAAAGGAAUGAGGUAGAUGUUUAUAAUAGGUAGAUAAUGUGCACAAAUCACUUGUGCUUUUGUCUUAGCAAUGCAGGAAAGGUCAAUUAAGCUAAUCUGAGGAAAUGUUUUGGUUGUGUCUUUCUUUCCAUCUCCAAUCCUUACUCUUUUGCUGACCAUGCAUGUCUGGGUUUUAAAGCAAAUGUUUGUGUUAGCAAGUCUUGCAUAUUGCCAUCAACCAUUUCUAGCUAUCAGCUGAGAAAUUUUUUUCCAAAUUAACUUUCUUGAUGAUUAUAUAUGAUUAUUAAACAAUAUUAUUUUGUUCCAAUUUACAGCUGCUGGCUGUAGAAGAACAUCUAAAGCUGACCUCAUCAGAAUGGACAUUGUGAAGAAGGUAAUUUCCAAAUGUUGCACAAAAGGUCUUUCUGAUACUGCACACAGUGGAUACAUGUCACAUCCUGUGGGUCAAGUCUUCUAUUAUGGUGACCUUUCAUCAUGGACUUAAUUAUUCUUCUCCCCAGAAUCAGCUGUUUGUACAGUUGUUUGUGGUGAGGAGCAUUUCAUGGGUGGUGACACUAAUUGAAAAAAGCCUAAGGCUGUGAGGGAGAUUAGGUCAUGUGUACUUUGUCUGGUGAAGUGUCGUGCCCAAUUUUUUUAGCCUUGCCAUAUAGUAAAUGUUUUUCCUUUUUGUUGUGUUUCAUUAGUGUAUAGAUUAUAACAUAUCAAGCCACCAUCACCUAAUGAUGCCUUUUCAAAAUAUUUUAAAUGAGGUUUAGUUGAAUCAAUAAAUUAUUGUUGUUUUUGUAGUAUAAACCUCAGUUUGAUCUCCAAAGCGACAAGUAGGUUGAAGCCAUUUUAACCUCAAUGUCAAUUUAAGUGGGCUGCCUUUGAACUUACAGGUUAAGAACUGACUUUUGUUUUACAGGACUGGCUUUCACAAUUUAUUAAGACUAAGAAAUGAUAAAAUUUUAGUGUCUUACUGUGUAAAUUGCUUACUUGCCAGUGAAAUGUAAUAAAUCUGUCAAAUGUGGCUCAAGUUGGUUACUUGCCCUAUAUUUGAUUUUAGGUUGAAGUGAAAGAUAACAAAGUUCCAAGUUCAGAGAAAGCAUACUUCUCACGACCUGGUUCAGCCUAUGUGUUUAAAACACAGUCACUGUAUGGUAGCCAGACACAACACAGCUAUCAGGUAUACUGUCUGGUAUUAUGUUUGAAAUAAAUAAUUAAAUAACAAUAAUAAUAAAACACAAUAACUUAUUAUUUAACCUCCCUUAGGCCACAGACAGAUUUCAUAAGGGAGUAGUAUACAUACUUAUAGUUACUGCAGUAAGUGAUGGCAGAAGAAUUUUAACAUAUUUUUCUCUCUGUUAUUGAUUGACUCCUACACAUUUUUUAUGAGCAGUGGGAAGUUUUAAUUAAUUUACUGUCAACAUAUUGUGCCAAAAGUACAUUCACUUUUAUGUAAUCUGCAACCCUGAAUGGCUUUUGCAGUACAGAAUAGUUUUGUGAUAGUGGAUUUAAGUCCUGGGGGUGGUGGUGGUGGUGGGGGGGGUGUUACUUUAGGAAUUUUUGGGUGGGGGUGUGCCGCUGGGACCCAGGAACCCUUAGUCUGUACCAGAGCUAGUUCAGCUGAAAUGUACUAACCUUUCCUAGAAUAAACUCCCUAAAUAUCCCCCUAUCCUAGAGUAGAGUAAUUCUGGGUUUCCCUAGUCUAGACUAAAAUCUUCAACCAAUUGAUCAGUUUCCUGGAAAAUGAUACCCCAUUCUAGACUUAAACUCUCUGAUUUAUACACCCUACUCCAGAGUAAACAGCUUGAAAACCAUACCCUUCACAGCAGCACAUACCUAUACAGCCCAUAUAUGGCAGUACCCCCCCUCCCCCCCUGGGCUUAAGCAAGGGUAAAUCGGCAGCAUUAAUAAUAAUUAUUUUUAAGCAACAACAUUUAGCACUGCUUUAACACUGUUUUAGAAUAUUUGAAAACUGCAACCAUUUUGCAGCCCACAAUCUCUGGCUUCUGAUACUCUAUGGAUUCGUGAACACUGCAGAAUGGGCACGUAAGCACUGUGCAACCAAAAAAGUGAAGUCAUGCAGUCGCUGCAAGAGUACUGCUCCGCUCAUAUGGGUAGUUUAGUAUGUGAAAAGAAUUAUCAUCAACUCAUACAUAAGUGCACUUGUAGGUGGAAAAAGCUACAAAAUAACAAAAUUUUUCCAGAGAGUGUUACCAACUCCCAAGUUUUGUUUGCUUUUUGAUUUUGCUUUCAUGCACAAGCCAUAAUUACAAAAAGAGAAAAAUGUUGAUUAUUGGUUUUUUGAUCCUUUUUUUCAGCAACAGCUGGCUCUUAACAGUGGUGAUGUGUUGACUGCUAGUGAGACUUCAGCAUUAAACACCUCUAGAACAAAUAAUCCUGCUUUUUCAGUUUGGAGAAGUUGAUUGGAUUUGAUCUUCAUACAAGUUUUAUAAAUUAUUUAUGCAUGAAUUAAUAUCAGAGGCCCUUUGACCUUCCUACUUAGAUAAUUCCCAACUUAGCUAGGAAGAUUGAAGCUCUUCUCGUAGGGUAAACUUCCUGGGACAGCCCUUACAAUAGCUGAAUUCAAAGUACUGUUGGCUCUCUGUUAACGGGUGUUUACCCAAAACUAGUCCCUAGAGCUGGUACCUUCUGUUCUAUAGACACUUUCUUGGAUAAUCAAAGGAAACAAUGUGAAAGCAGAUUUUACAUCCCUGCAUCAGGGAUAACAAAAUUUUGGAAGAGCAUUACAGAGCUAAUUAGGGUACACAAUUGAGCAUUAUUCUUGUAAUAUACACAGCAAUAAUAUUAUUGGGAGUUAUGAAUGAUAUGUCCUUAAUUUGCAUCUUGAGUGUAUUAUUUUUAAUGAUAAAUAAAUGAUAAUUAUUAUCAUUGCAAAAAAUUAAUAGUCUAGCUUGUUCAAUGCUGCAAUAAAGUUUGCCAGUGAGUCCAAUUGCAUUGCAUUGCAAUAUUUCACAACAUUAUUUGUACCUAAAAAUAUUUGCAUACCAAUACUGUAUACUACAAAGAAGUUAUAUUUUUUCAAUUCCAUUUGUUAUCAGCUCUCAGAAAAUUAUCUGUUUAUCCUUUCUAAGUGGAUAUUCCUAAAGAUUAGUAAAAUUAAUAUAGGCAAAUAGACAAACAGUGUGGAGAAUGUACACACUGAAAUUAAGUUUUAAAGUACUCAUGUUUGAAAAACAAGUGGUAGUGUAUUAUCAGGUUUAAAAGCUUGAGGUGAAGAGUUUUUAACCUGAUAAUACGCGACUGCAAGUUUUUUGAACUGCUUCAAAAUCUCUGGUAAAGAUCAACUCAUUCUUGCACUAAUAUUAAGGUUUGGGGUUAUUUUGGUCUGAAAAAAUUGGAUGUAAAGUUUAGCUGUGUCCUUAUCAGCUACAUGUAUAAAGACACUCAUUAAACAUUAAUUUCUUGUUUUUUUUUUGUUUAAAUUCAUAUUGAGUUAUUAAAAAGUCUUUAAUGACCAUGUUCUUUUUUUCCAUGGUCAUAAGUGUCAAACAAAUAUUGUAAAACACUAAUUUCAAGUUAUAUUAUUUUGAUGUCAUUUUUGUUAUUCUGGUUAUUUGAGGUCAGAGUUCAGUGAUUGUUCUAACAGUAUGCAGUGUUAUUCUAUAUCUGAAAUAAAAAGAGUUAUUUUUCUCAAUUGUGCCACAGUUGUUAUUAGUAGAACCCCCUACUGUUUUAAAUCCGACAGCUCAGCCUCAUAGACGGACACUUUUUAUAACCGUCCCACCCUGUGCCCUGUAUUUUGCCCCAGCAUCUCUAUCAACAAUGCGUGAACACACGGCGACUACAGAACCUCUUGUUUCUCCAUUGCAGUUCAAUUACUUAAGCUACUGUAUACAGCUAUUUCGAGAAAGGUUGUCACAAAAACUGUGCACGCGACAAUCCCGAAAGGUAAUAUGGGAUAUGAUCAAUAUUCUUGUUCUUGACACUGUAGCUGUCGAACCUACUUUUGUUGCUUUCCUUUAGCCCGCGCAAACAUACUUCCAUGGCCUCUUGUGCCCUUCUUUGAAAUUUCUUUGAAAAACAAUGAACUAAAAACCACCCAUAAUACCUUUCGAGAUUGUCGCGUGCACUUUUUCCGACAACCUUUCUCGAAACAGCUGUAGUUAAAAUCAGUGCAAAUUAAAGGAGUCAUGAAAAAUGUUACAAGCUUUUUGUGUGUGUGUCUAGGAUAUUUUAAAUGGUAAAAUAAAAAAGUGGUUUAAGGUGUAAAAAGUUAAAAGUACCAACCAACAAACACGGGAAAUUUGUGACGGACAUGUCCGUGACAUUUCGUUGACGAAUCCGUGACUGAUCCCCACCGUUAAUUGAUGACCGUUUAAUUACUUACAUUCCCAAAUUUGAACAAAAAUUGAAAUUCGGUAAGUGUGUGAUUGUCUGUAGAGAGAAAGAAAGGAAAAGUGUUUGAAAAAGUAAUAAAAUAUGAUGUAAAAAAAAAAGGACUGAUUUUGUUAUUUUCGGAACUGGAAUGCGUGACAAAACGUGUGGCCUGCCCUCUGCCCCAUGGCUCCCUCUUUCCUUGCCAUUUGUUCUCAGCAGCAUAUGCCACGUAACUUUGUUCUUUUGAAAACAUUACAUAAGCGUUAGCCGCUCAGCCAUCAAGUAAUUUCAGGAUUGCCAUGGAUCUUUCAGCUGAGAUAGAAACGGAUGAUUGGCAGUCCACGAGGGAAACAGUGCGAGAGCGAAAUAAGUACAUGUUUCUUAAUCCCAUGAUAAGUGAUGUGAGCUUUCUAGUUCAGGAUUCGACCAAAGAACAGGGAACGAAAGUCGCGUUGCCAGCUCACAAAUACGUCUUAGCCAUUAGCAGUCCCGUCUUUUAUGCUAUGUUUUAUGGCGGCGUAGCUGAACAGGGAAAACAAAUCGAACUUCCUGACUGCAACUCUGAAUGUCUUACUGAGUUUCUUCGAUUCAUCUACUACGACGAAUUACACCUCACUGCUAAUUCUGUGCUCGGUGUUAUGUACUUGGCUAAAAAGUAUUUGGUUUUGUCUCUGAUGCGUCGUUGUGGCCGUUUCCUUGAAGAGAGGAUCGACCCAAAUAACGUUUUCGAAACAUUGACCCAAGCCCGUCAUUUUCGAGAAAAGGAGUUGGAGAAGAGAUGUUGGUUCAUAGUUGAUCUGAACACCAAACAGUGCUUGCAUUCGCCUAGCUUUCUGGAGCUCGAUCAAGCAGCCCUGCGGUCGUUAUUACGGAGGGAGACUCUGCGAAUUGAGGAGUCGGAAUUGUUUGAGUAUUCCAUGCGCUGGGCUAAGAAACAGUGUGAAAUUGAAGAACUGGAAGUUUCAGGGAUUAAUUUAAGAACCAUUCUUGGUGAUGCACUUUAUUUUCUGCGGUUCCCGGUCAUGACGCAAAAGCAGUUUGCCGAAAAAGUUGUACCCCAAGAUGUCCUAACUGAUAGGGAAGCCCUUAAUGUAUUCUUACAUUUUAGCACCCAAAAUUCAAAGCCUGAUGUGCCAUUCCCCUUCGUGCCUCGCAGUGGAAGGCCCAUAAGGCGCUGCUGCCGAUACUCAGAGGCCCCUUCUUCUCACCACUGGCACAGACCCCCCAGUAAUGGUACUGGACGGCGUGAAGAGACCCUGUUUUUCACUGUCACAACUGAAUCACCUGUUUACAUAGCAGGUGGGCGAGUCUUUACACGCUCAUUUGGGCUCUCUGAUGUGGAAAGUCGACGUGACAAGGUUCAGCUUUGGAUCAAACAGGAAAGCCCUCCAGAGAAGGUCCUAGGUUUUGUAGAAGGAGAGUAUUUGCCAGAUAACAGUGGAACCUUUAAUGGAGAUGGCAUUGAUGUUACAUUCAAAACUGCCAUACUUGUAAAAAGUGGGAUGCGAUACUCCUUACGCUGUGUGAUAUGGUUUAGCCAAAGUGUAACAUCUAAUAAAAACACCCCUCUAAAGGAAGUGGUGUAUGACCAAACUAAGUUUACAUUUGAAAACUUGUACUAUGGAUCACACUUUACAGAGCUCAUGUUUUACACCCCGUGGAGUGCAUAG
Porites evermanni is the source of this 8562-nucleotide messenger RNA. NCBI's taxonomy places the organism in Eukaryota, Metazoa, Cnidaria, Anthozoa, Scleractinia, Poritidae. The record is from the annotation of a GenBank genome assembly.